GGCGGCUCGCGUGUUCGCGCGUCAUCCGUGGAGUCCAGCGCCUCCUACGUGUCUGCGGUGUCCCAGCGCCCUGACUUGCAAGCCCAGGCUGAGUCUGAAGAGCCUACGCAGGGCUACAAGCAACGCCGGGCGGCCGUGCUAGCACAACAGAGGUACCGCGAGACAAUGUCAUACGGUCGGCGACGCCAAAGUGCAAUGGCGCUCAGCGGGGAUGGCGCAAAGUUCCUGUCCUUCGCGGAGUACAGGAAGGCGAUGUCCUACGCCGCGCGUCGUGGAUCCACAGUGGCUGCUGAGACCGUAGGCUAG
Symbiodinium pilosum is the source of this 306-nucleotide messenger RNA. NCBI's taxonomy places the organism in Eukaryota, Dinophyceae, Suessiales, Symbiodiniaceae. The record is from the annotation of a GenBank genome assembly.